Penicillium brevicompactum is the source of this 441-nucleotide messenger RNA. Its product is annotated as nuclear transport factor 2 family protein. The transcript has a single exon. Bases 1 to 441 code for a protein of 146 amino acids. The record is from RefSeq and is a predicted model, not a curated record. NCBI's taxonomy places the organism in Eukaryota, Fungi, Ascomycota, Eurotiomycetes, Eurotiales, Aspergillaceae.
AUGUCCAUCCCGUCCCUUCCCAUCACACUCAAACCCGAUCUCAACGGUCGCGAGGCCAUCGCCGAUGCUGUUUACCGCGGUGUGCUCUCCUUUGACUUACAAGACGAGUCUCUAUUCAAGUCUUCACUCACCAUCGAUGCCAUACUUGAACUCAAUGGCACCGUUAUGAAUGGCCUCGAGGCUAUAACCGCUCAAUGCUACGACCCUGUUUCCAAGCUAGACACGACUCACUUUGUCACCAACAUGCGUAUAAACAUACUGGAGGAGGACUCGAAGGCUGAAGUAACAUGCUCAGCUCUGGCUCAACACUACCGCGACGGAGAGGGCAUGGAGCCGGGUACUGUCCCUAUCCUUGUCGGCUCCCUCUACUGGCUGGACCUCAUCAAGGAUCAUGAAGACGGACUGUGGAAAAUUAAGCAUUGGAAGCUCAAGUCUACAUGA